AUGCCUGCUCCGGUCUACCCACAGCCUCUUCUGCAGGCACUUAUUCGGCUGCAGAUAAUCGGCCGCGGGGCAGCGAAGUGGAGGGAACAGAAUGGCUACUUCUCUUUCAAACUCCAAUUCAUUCACGAUAAUAACGCUCUACCCAAAAUGUCUAUAACAAUCCCGGGAUCUCUCGUAAAUAAGACAAAGAAGCACUUCAUGGGCAUGCCAGCACCGGCGGGCUACGUUCCUGGCGUUGGGAGAGGUGCCACUGGAUUCACAACUCGAUCAGAUAUUGGUCCCGCGAGAGAAGCGACUGAUGUUCCAGAAACUGGAACGGGACCUCCAUCUAAGAAACCCAAGGAGGAGGCAGCUAAAGAGGACAACGAGGAGUCUCUCAAUGACAACAAUUAUGAUGAGUUCGAAGGAUACGCUGGAAGUUUAUUCGCAAAAGAUCCUUACGACAAGGAAGAUGAAGAAGCAGAUGAAGUUUAUUUGGCUGUUGAAACGAGGAUUGAUGAACGACGGAAAGACUACAGGGAGAAGAAGUACAAGGAGGCAAUUGAGAAGUACCGUAAAGAAAGGCCAAAAAUCCAACAAGAAUUUUCCGAUUUGAAGAGGCAAUUGAGUGAGGUAACUGAGGAUGAGUGGGUUGCUAUACCAGAAGUUGGUGACUCCAGAAACAAAGCGAAACGAAAUCCUAGGACUGAAAAGUUCACUCCUGUCCCUGAUUCCGUCAUUGCAAUGUCCAUGAACUACGGUGAAACGACUUCGAUGCUUGAUAGUCGGGUUCAGUCGGGAAUGACAACACCAUUCGGGUCUGGUUUCCAAAGCACUUUCGGUGGUAUGCAGUCGUCUUUGGAAGUUGAAAACGAUCUCAUCCGUCUCACCGAACUCUUGGCGCCAAACGAACGCCAAAGGAAAAACAAAUAA
Necator americanus (New World hookworm) is the source of this 912-nucleotide messenger RNA. RefSeq lists its product as uncharacterized. NCBI's taxonomy places the organism in Eukaryota, Metazoa, Nematoda, Chromadorea, Rhabditida, Ancylostomatidae. The record is from RefSeq and is a predicted model, not a curated record. The transcript has 9 exons. Bases 1 to 912 code for a protein of 303 amino acids. Gene Ontology annotation, biological process: mRNA splicing, via spliceosome.